Molecule: messenger RNA, 716 nt
Organism: Glycine soja
Lineage: Eukaryota; Viridiplantae; Streptophyta; Magnoliopsida; Fabales; Fabaceae
Exons: 1
Coding region: 127-543 (138 amino acids)
Source: RefSeq, a predicted model, not a curated record
UGAACUCCAAUAAAUACCUUUAAAUCCUCACACAACGUGCAAUGCCUCACGUACACAAAUCACUUCUAAAUAAGAGUAGAGAACCAUACUUUCUCCUCCUUCUUCAAGCUUUUUUACAAAAGCAAUAUGGAGACAGAAUCACUAUUGCCUGAGCCAACUUAUGGUGGCAUAAAGAGGUACUUGAGAAGGAGGCGCUACCAACGCCUCGACGGCGGCGGUGGUGCCACCGCCACCGGUGGAAAGAAAACAAAGAUGAUUAGGUCAAGAAGAAGAAGCCCACAUAGGCAAUGGAGGAUGAAGGCAAUUCCAAAAUUGACAUGGAUGGUUAGGUCUCCCUUGAAGAUGAUGGCAAAGCUCAAAAAUGCUUACACGAACUUCAUGUUGAAGUCCAUGACCACGGACAACAUAUUUGGUAGCAAAAGGAUUCCAAAGGUUGAUCCUCAAGUGUCUAAAGGUUAUAAGGGUGAUGCGUUUGAGGCUAGGCUCAUUUUUGAGAUCUCCAAGGCCUUGGUUGCGUCUCAUGAACUAUAUCCUGUGCACUAAUUGUUUCUUCUUUGAUCCUUCUUCUUUUUUAUUUGGAUUUCUCGAAUUUUCCUUUCUAAAUUUCCCGUGUGAUUCCGCAGAAAAUGUUGAAGAAUCACCUAGAAAUUGUAAUUUAUUUCUUGUUAAACGUAUACAAUUUGAUUCUCUGACCAAUUACCAUAUAUAUGUUCUCA